Messenger RNA from Betta splendens (Siamese fighting fish), 873 nucleotides. RefSeq names its product chemokine (C-C motif) ligand 27a (gene ccl27a). The record is from RefSeq and is a predicted model, not a curated record. Gene Ontology annotation, molecular function: chemokine activity. Gene Ontology annotation, biological process: immune response. The transcript is spliced from 3 exons. Bases 96 to 368 code for a protein of 90 amino acids. Gene Ontology annotation, cellular component: extracellular region. Lineage: Eukaryota; Metazoa; Chordata; Actinopteri; Anabantiformes; Osphronemidae.
CGGGAACCCAAAAAAAAGUGCGUGGGCGUGUGUCGGCGCGCUGGCUCGGUUAUUUAAGCGGCGAGGGCGCGUGCGGCUCCAUCCUCCGCGCCGUCAUGGAUCUGAAAGUCGUGUGCGUGGUCGCCUGUCUGUGCGCCUUGGCCCUCGCUCCUGCUGAAGGCGCCAUCCCCAAAUGCUGCGUCCGAACGAGGUCUUACGUCAGCGCACAACUGGUACGGAACGCGUACAGGAUUGACAUACAGGACAGCACAGGACCCUGUGACAUCGAUGCAGUGAUACUAUACGUGAAGUACAGGAAAUCGCCAAUAUGUGUCAAUCCCUGGGGGACCGAUAAGAUGAUGAAAAAACUGGACAAGCUCAAAGCGUAACUGAAGCCAACUUCAUCCGAGGAGCAAGAGGCGUUUGAUGGAGCCGUGGUUUCCGGUGCAUUUGCCAUAAAAGGAGCUGGUUGUGUUUGUACAGUGGUGGAAAGUGACUCAAAGCAUUAGCAUCAGGAAGCAGCUUUUACUGGAGGUGUUCUUUUGAUUCCACUUCAUUAGUGGGAUAAACAUAAUUGUUUUUUAAUAAUGACCCAAUAAUCUAAUGACUUUACAAGUGCCAGUCCGCAAUAUGAGGAUGUUUACUUUACUACUGUAGCUCUCCUUGUUUGUAUUAAUUACACGUUUUUGUGUAUUUUUUUUAAUGGAGCAUGAUGUGAUGUUGUCACUUUUACUCAUAUAAACCUGUGAAUAGUUUCAUCAGUGCAUUAAAUGUGAUGUCUGACGUAUCUUCUUUUCUGUCUUUAAAGCUUUUUACCCUGUAUGUAAAUAUAAAAAUUCAGCCUUGGGAAUGUUUCUCACCUGUAAAGAAAUAAACUGAAAUUGUUGUAAAGUA